Messenger RNA from Humulus lupulus (European hop), 1512 nucleotides. RefSeq lists its product as uncharacterized. Gene Ontology annotation, biological process: telomere maintenance; DNA repair. The record is from RefSeq and is a predicted model, not a curated record. The transcript is spliced from 4 exons. The coding region runs from base 1 to 1512 and encodes 503 amino acids. NCBI's taxonomy places the organism in Eukaryota, Viridiplantae, Streptophyta, Magnoliopsida, Rosales, Cannabaceae. Gene Ontology annotation, molecular function: DNA helicase activity.
AUGGCAAUUUGUAAAUGGGCAGGAUAUCCUGAUUUAUUUAUUACUUUCACUUGCAACCCAAAGUGGCCAGAAAUAAAUGAUAUGAUCCAUUUAAUAGGCCAAAAAGAUGAUAACAAUCAGGUCGAUAUCAUAUGCAGAGUAUUUGAGAUAAAGCUAUUCCAACUAAUGCACAAUCUGAAAAAAGAACAACCGUUUGGAAAGAUAAUCGCAUGUAUAUACACAAUUGAGUUCCAAAAAAGAGGACUGCCUCAUGCACACAUACUACUUUUCUUGCAUUCGACAUUGAAAAAUCCUUCAGCAGACCAUAUUGAUAAUAUAAUAAGCGCGGAAAUCCCGGACUUAAAUGUUGAUCCUGAUGGUUAUAAUGCCGUCAAUAAAUUUAUGAUUCAUGGACCUUGUGGAAAACUUAAUUCAAACUCUCCAUGUAUGAUGCAAGAUAGGUGCACAAAACAUUUUCCAAAAAAAUUCAAUGAUCAAACGACCAUCGACACAGAUGGCUUUCCAGUCUACAAAAGGAGAAAUACAGAUAUAUCUCGGCAACUGAAGCUUGCUGGAGAAUAUUCCAAUUUGACAUACAUUACAGACAUACAUUACAGACAGCCAGCAGUUGAAAGAUUACCAUUCCAUUUACCUGGAGAGCACACAGUAAUAUUCGAAGAAAACAAAUGUGUUGAAAAUGUUGUUUGCAUACCUGGAAUAGAAAAAACAAAGUUCACUCAAUGGUUGGAAGCAAACAAGAAUUAUGAUGAUGCACGAGAGCUAACUUAUUCGGAUUUCCCUAUAAGUUGGGUUUGGAAUUCAAAGGAGAAAACAUGGACUAGGAGAAAAAAUGGAUUGGCAAUUGGAAGAAUUUACUUCGCGCAUCCUUCGAUUGGAGAACGCUUCUAUUUGAGAAUGUUGUUAAAUUUUGUCAAAGGGAGCAAUUCUUAUAAAAAGGCAUGCUAUGCUUUGGGAUUGUUAGACGAUGAUAAAGAGUGGAUAGAUUGCUUAACUGAAGCUGCAAUAUGGGCAACUGGAAAAGAAUUAAGACAUCUUUUCGUCACGAUACUCAUUCACUGUCAGGUUUCUGAUGCAUCACAACUUUGGAAAUCUAAUUAUAUUGCAUUGUCAGAAGACAUAACUUCAUUGCAAAGGAAGAGAUUUAGAAUGAAUGAUCUUAAGUUAACUGAACAACAAGUUGAAGCAUACACAUUGUUCGAGAUUGAAAGUAUCAUGCUGAAGAUGGGAAAAAGUUUGAAAGAUAUAGAUGGAAUGCCCCUGCCUAAUCCAUCUUUGAUAAGAGACUCGGGUAAUAGAUUGGUUAAUGAAGAGCUUGAUUAUGACCGAGAUCAAUUAAAGAUAUUGCAUGAGAAAUCAUUUGCUGCUCUAAAUCCUUGCCAAAAAUCAGCUUAUAAAGCAAUAGUACAUUCAGUAGAGAAUGAACAAGGCAAUUUAUUUUUUAUCAAUGGACAUGGUGGUAAUAGUAAAACAUUUUUAUGGAAUACAAUAACUGCAAAGCUCAGAUCACAAUAA